GUGUAUGUGUGUGCCUUGAAAUUAACAAAAUUAAUUUUAGUUUUCUCUCGCGUUCGCGAGAAUAUAGGAUAUUUUCGAAAAUAGAAAUUAGCGAUUGAUGCGUGUCGAUCGUUGUGCGUGAGUGUUUUACGGUACUUACAGGCGUAACGAGUACUCGGGCAUACCUUUAUCUAAAUUAUCUCAGUUUGUUUACUUUGCCAUGCGUUUAUAUUUUGAUUUGAUUUUAAAACUGUGAUUACGUACGUCCCUUGGUCAUUAUCCCGCGUGUGUGUAGGUGUUAGAUAACCUGAACUUUGUAACUUGGGACAUGUCCCGCUUAUAAAUUAUUAGUAUUAGCCAUAAAUGUUGUGUUAAAACGGCGGUUAAAAAGUGUGUUCGUUGAGGUUAUAAGAAGCAAAUUUAACAUAUUUCUUACAGUUUAUCGAAGCCGGCCUGAGCUGCGACCAUGGCGGAGGCCCAUGCGGCGGUCGCCUUCUCGUUUUCCAUCACCCACGAAGGUUGGGAUGUCAAUUUUGACAGGGAGGUUCUCCAUUUGGUUUGGCAGAGCGGUGUCCGGUCCUGGAAAAAACGGAUCGCGAGGUUCAUGAAUAAUGUCCACAACGGAGUGUAUCCUGGCCAUUACAGGUACCUGUGCGUUAUUAUAGCGUUAGUAUCGGUACUGCACGUUAACGGGGUCAAAGUGCCGUUCGAUCUUCCACCGAAAAUACUAUGGCUAUGUCCCAACAACGACGUUCAGUGGCAGCUCUUCGCUUGCUCCCUGACCGCACUCGCGUAUUGGCUGACCGUCAUCUACACCAUUCGGUUGAUUCUGAAGCUACUGUUCAAGUACAAGGGGUGGAUGUUCGAGCCUAGAGCUCGAGGCACUAAGCCGUCCCUCGCGACGACCGCGUGGUUGGCGCUGGUGAAGGUGUUUAGCGGAUGGAACACCCCCAAGUUGUACAGCUACCAGGGAUCGUUGCCGAGACUACCUCUCCCGUCGGUUCACGACACGAUGGUUCGGUAUCUGCGCAGCGUCCGUCCGCUGCUGAACGACCAAGCGUACCAACAAACCGAAAAACUGGCGGCCGAUUUCGAAAAAGGUAUCGCGAAAAAGCUCCAAUGGUACCUCGUCCUCAAGUACUGGUGGUCGACAAACUACGUUUCCGACUGGUGGGAGGAGUACGUCUACCUUCGUGGAAGGUACCCACUGAUGAUCAACUCGAAUUUCUACGGUAUCGACGCCAUCAUGCUCCACCCUACUGCUAACCAAGCGGCGAGAGCCGCGUCCGUAAUCAAUUCGUUGCUCAUGUUCAGGCGGCUCGUGGACAGGCAAGAGCUGGACCCGAUUUUGGUGCAGGACCUGGUACCGCUUUGUUCUUGGCAGUACGAGCGGAUUUUCAACACGACGCGCAUCCCGGGCGAAGAAUCUGACAAAAUCGUCCACUGGGCGGACAGCAAUCACAUCGCGGUGUACCAUAGGGGGCGCUACUUCAAGGUUAUCAUCUAUCACAAGGGACGAAUACUGAGGCCCGCGGAGAUUCAAAUGCAAAUGGAACAGAUAUUAAAGGAUCAGUCGGAACCCCUGACAGGGGAAGAGAAAUUGGCGGCUUUGACCGCCGGAGAGAGGACCCACUGGGCCAAUAUCAGAAAGAUGUUUUUUUCCAGGGGCGUAAACAAAUUGUCGCUCGAUGCCAUCGAGAAAGCGGCCUUUGUCGUUGUUUUGGAUGACGUCCCAUACGAGUUUGAUAUGGCAGACCCGUCCAAACUGGAUAACUACGGUAAAAUUCUGUUGCACGGCAAGGGCUACGACAGGUGGUUCGACAAAUCGUUCACCCUGUGCAUAGGAACCAACGGAAGGUUAGGGUUUAAUGCCGAACAUUCGUGGGCAGACGCGGCGGUGAUGUCACACGUGUGGGAGUGGGUCAUAACGGAAGAGUCGUAUGAGCCCCGGGCGGACGCUCCCAUAAUUGCACAUUGUCUAGAGUUCGCCCUGCUCGAAGAGGCAGAGACUAUACGAUUCGACGACAACGGUAACACCCUGGGAAAUCCGGAAUUCACACCGCCUCCGCCGAGCCGGCUCAACUGGGAAAUCGGACCGGAAUGCCAAAAUGGUAUCAGGAAUAGUCUGAAGGUGGCGGACAAGUUGAUUCAGGACAUCGACUUGAGGAUAUACGUGCACGACCACUAUGGAAAAGGGUUCAUGAAAACUUGCGGCCUUAGCCCGGACGCUUACCUGCAGAUGGCGCUACAGCUCGCUUAUUUUCGCGACGCGGGCAAAUUCUGUCUGACGUACGAGGCGACGAUGACGAGACUGUUCAGGGAGGGGCGGACCGAAACCGUGAGACCGUGUACAGUCGAGUCGUCCGCUUGGGUGAAAGCCAUGGAGGACAAGAACGUUGCGGCGGAGGAGAAAGUCCGGCUGCUCCGGGAAGCGUGCGACGUGCACCAGAGGUCAUCGAAGGACGCCAUGUGCGGUAAAGGUAUCGACAGGCACCUGUUCUGCCUAUACGUCGUGUCGAAGUACCUCGAGGUAGAGUCGCCGUUCCUGCGGGAGGUGCUCAGCGAGCCGUGGAGGUUGUCCACUUCGCAGACGCCGCACGGCCAAACGAAGAGGAUGGACUUGAAAAAGCAUCCCAAGUGUAUAUCGGCGGGUGGCGGAUUCGGGCCCGUCGCCGACGACGGAUACGGCGUCUCUUACAUCAUCGCCGGCGAGAACCUCUUGUUUUUCCACAUAUCGAACAAAAAGAGUUGUCCCACCACCGACUGCCAUCGAUUCGCUAUGAAAAUCGAGCAAGCGUUGUCGGACAUGCGUCAACUGCAUUGCGACUACAAACAAUCGACUGUCACCAAAUAAGCUAUCUUUCCUUUCUUGUUUCUUCGCAUUCUUUUCCUAGUUCUACCGGUGACGAAAUGCGCAAACAGUAUUUUUUUAGACUCUGCAACAUCGCUAGAACCGAUUUAUUUUACUUUACGUUCUAGGUUACAUUUAAUAACGAAUUGGGCUCAAAAAUUAAGGUCACAAUCGGUGUUAAUUAAUAUUGUUAAUUAUUUAAUAUAUUAAUUAAUAAUUCCUUUUGUUGAAAGUUGACGAAAUUUGUAUAAAAAUGAAAGUAAAGUGUGCUUCCGGCUACGAAAUCUCUAGAUGUUUUGGUGUUAUACAAAGGGGGAAACGUGACGUCGAAAUAGGUUGAGUGUUUCAAUGCAAGUAACAAUGCAAAUUUUUGACGUUUUAAUGUUAAUCUUUUUUUAUGUAGCCUGAUUUAUUAUUGUAGUGUUCAAUGUUGAUUGAGGUUUAAUAAACGACCAAUACUUUUGAAAGCUCUUACCUAACUUUACCCUUUACCUUGACACUAGAUUUAGUGAAGGUCGAUAUAUUAAAAUAAUGUACAGCAAAUUGUUUGUAGUAGCUCCAAGAAUUGGGAGAAACAAUUAAUUACUAACGUACACAUAAUAAAAAGUGUUUUUUUAGAAAUGAAGAAUUAAUUCAUAAACAAAACAAAAUGUUCCGACCUAAGGACUUGUUAGGUAACUUUUUAUGUUAGUAUUUUUUCUUUGUAAAUUGGCCUUGGUAAAAUCAGAACCAACUGGCGAGAAAACACUUUAAACUUGUUUCACUAUAUUAAAAGAUUCGCAGAGUCGUGAUAUAUAAAAUUUCCCCGGUAAAUAUUGAGUUAACACAAAUAAUUUGACAACUUAACUGACAUUUCAUAUUCGUGUAACUAUUUGCACACUAUUUCUCAAACCACCAAAUGUCGGUUUUA
Molecule: messenger RNA, 3740 nt
Organism: Cylas formicarius (sweet potato weevil)
Lineage: Eukaryota; Metazoa; Arthropoda; Insecta; Coleoptera; Brentidae
Gene: whd
Product: carnitine O-palmitoyltransferase 1, liver isoform
Exons: 13
Coding region: 446-2833 (795 amino acids)
Biological process (GO): fatty acid metabolic process; carnitine metabolic process
Cellular component (GO): mitochondrion
Molecular function (GO): carnitine O-palmitoyltransferase activity
Source: RefSeq, a predicted model, not a curated record